This is a messenger RNA of Suillus subaureus, 999 nucleotides long. RefSeq names its product ORMDL family-domain-containing protein. The coding region runs from base 85 to 759 and encodes 224 amino acids. Gene Ontology annotation, biological process: negative regulation of ceramide biosynthetic process; intracellular sphingolipid homeostasis; ceramide metabolic process. The transcript has 6 exons. Lineage: Eukaryota; Fungi; Basidiomycota; Agaricomycetes; Boletales; Suillaceae. The record is from RefSeq and is a predicted model, not a curated record. Gene Ontology annotation, cellular component: endoplasmic reticulum membrane.
GAAUUUAAUAUUCGGGGUGUAGGACUGCUGCGGCCCUCCUACUUCGUUCUCAACCAACGCAUCAACGUUUUGUCGUCGCAAUCAAUGUCGCGCCCUUCACCAAAGCUACUACACCUUACUGUACAAGUUCCGGCUGAUAUCAAAGGCCGUCGGCGAAGCGGGAGUAUCGUCAAAGUCGAAGAAGUUGGUGGGCGUACAGAGGAACUUUUGGACCGUAGCGCAUACCUCAACAUCAAUGCUAACUGGGUGAAUGCAAAGGGUGCAUGGCUCAUACACGUCGUCUUGGUCUUCAUGGGAAAGAUCAUUAUCGAUACUAUACCUGGCAUGACACAGCAGAUCAGCUGGACCCUCGUUAACCUUAUAUACCUUAACCUCUCGUAUCUCAUGUUCCACUGGGUUACCGGCAUUCCCUUCGAUAACGAGCUUCACGGCGGCGCAUAUGACGAUCUCACUCUUUGGGAACAAAUUGAUGAUGGCGCACAAUAUACACCAUCGAAAAAAUGGUUAUUCACUGCGCCUAUAUUACUUUUCUUGGCUUCGACACACUACACAAAUUACAAUCCCUGGCUAUUCGCUAUCAAUCUCACCGCUCUCAUCGUACUUGCCAUAAUCCCAAAACUUCCUCAGCUCCACAGACAACGCGUUCGUUUCCUCACCGGUGACGCCUCAGGCGUUUCAACGCCUGUCACCCCCUCCUUUCCCAAGAUGGACCAGAAUCCACUACAUGCUGCAAACCCAACCGAUGCUCGCUUCGGGUGAUAUCGCGCAUCCCUCUGCAUUGUUCAGCACCUGUGUUAUAUCUUUACGCAAUGGCGAUUGUAAUGCAUUGUGCUAGAUUCUACGUGACUUCCUGCUUCUAGGCUGGAUCCUGUCCUCUAAUUAUUUUCUUUCCACCGACGGCACCGACACGAUUUCACGAGGGAUCUCGCUUAUUGGGCGGGUAUGAUGUCUUCGCUCCCACUCGGGGCCGACACGUCAUUGUAGUGUGAAAGACGUAGC